GACGGAGAUUUUCGUUUCCAGAAUCCAAUGUCUAGAGACUUCUUCGAGUUCGAGAGACAACCGGAGGAGCAAACCCCUAAACGCUGAUUUCCAAUCGAUCUCUCUCCGACGAGUUGGUCCCGGAGGAAGGAGGCUUCGAAUCGUCUUUCUUUUUGUACAUUGCGGCGAAAAUGGGUCGAAAAGCUGGCCAACUAUACAUAAACCCCAAGAAGUUUGGCUCCAUGGCGAAACCAUGCAUGACCAACAUGAUAUCCUUGCUUAACUGCUUGUCUAUGAACCAGAUGAAAGAUGGCAAUUGCGUCAAGGAAAAGGAGUUGCUUAGUGCUUGCUUGGAUGCACAGAAUAGCAAAAACAAUUCCUGGGGAAGUAUCAACUACCACCUGCAGAGGCUGAGCAAGGGAAGGAAGUGAAGUUUUGGCUUGUUCUUAUAGUUCAUCAGUUAUGGAGAGUAUUAGCGUGGGAAGGAAAUUCUUCUGUCCUGGUCACGUCCCACCCAACUCUUGCUCUUAUAAUCGACAUUUGCAUUCUGUUGUACCGUAAUGCCAAAUUUUGAACAUAAACUUCUGUUUCAUGGUUAUAUCCCUCCCUAGCUAGGCAUCAUAUUUAUUGGAGCUGAAUCUUUCCAUGAUUUGAGUUCCAAAUAACUUCUUAGUUUUCAGGAAUUGAAUCGCUCACACGAUCGAAUGUGGUGUGCUUUUCUGUCUCUCUGUCUGUGCCAGUGACUACACUCAGAAGCCUGUCCUGAUAAAUGAAACAAGUUUCUUUCUUAAUGGUGAUUGUUGAUGGGUUCUUUUCUUUGUGAUUUGGGG
Molecule: messenger RNA, 809 nt
Organism: Linum tenue
Lineage: Eukaryota; Viridiplantae; Streptophyta; Magnoliopsida; Malpighiales; Linaceae
Source: the annotation of a GenBank genome assembly